Molecule: messenger RNA, 2601 nt
Organism: Sorex araneus (European shrew)
Lineage: Eukaryota; Metazoa; Chordata; Mammalia; Eulipotyphla; Soricidae
Gene: ZNF408
Product: zinc finger protein 408
Source: RefSeq, a predicted model, not a curated record
AUAGCACAGCGGGUAGGGCGUUUGCCUUGCACGCGGCCGACCCGGGUUCAAUUCCCAGCAUCCCAUAUGGUCCCCUGUGCAUCACCGGGUGUGACCCAAAAAGAAAAAAAAUUCCCAAUACCCCCUUCUCCCAAGUGAUGUUCCUCUGCCACUUUUUCAGUGCUUCCCUGGAAGGAGGAAUGGGUGUCUUUUAGUCCUUCACACUUUGGUGAGGGAGGGUUUGUAAGGACAGUCGUUAGGGUCUUUCCUGAAUGAGAACUCAAGAGACACAGUUCUGCAGAAGUAGAACCAGGGCACGGAAAGGGGUCGGGGGAGCUGGAGAGCUAGUACAGAGGGUGGGGUUCAUGCCUUGCACACAGCUAACCUGGGUUCAAUCCCCAAAGUCCCAGAUGGUCCCCUGAGCAUGGCCAGGAAUAGUUCCUGAGUGCAGAAAUAACCCCUGAGCAUUGCUGGAUGUGACUCCAGAAGAAGAAAGGGACCAUGGAUGUUUAAGGUGCAGGGCUUUCAACUCAGGUGAUGUCUUUAUUUGAUGCCCUCCUCUGAUGCCCUCAGACACAUGGAGAAGGACUUUAUUUUUAAAAAAAGAUUUACUUUUCCCCAUACACUCUCUCUCUCUCUCUCUACUUUUGGGCAUUAUGGCUUGCAAUACAGACCCUGAGAGGUCAUCAUGUUUGGUCCAUUAUCUGCUUUUGGCAUGCAUCUCCCAUGGAGAAGGACUUUCUUUGGUAUAUUUCAAGAUGUGCCCAUCGGCUGUUGGGAAAACGUCGAUGCUUGUGAGCAGCGCUCAGGCUGGACUAGUUUGGUGCAGCGUGGCCCCUGUGUGGGUCCGGGAGCGACUCCACCGUCAGUUGUACCAGCCAGUACUGCCAGGCUCCGAAGUGCUUCUGUGAUCCAGGCCACCCUUGGAUGGCAAUGAGCCCCCUGCAGCCCUUGCCUGAGGAAGAGGCAGCCCUGACUACAGUGAUGGAUGUGGAGUCCCCCAGAGAAGUGGAUAUGGGCUCUCCCAGCAGGGAGGAGGCAGACCUGGGCACAGAUCCUGCCUGCCGGUCACCCCCUGGCAUCCAAGCAGUGUGUGUGCUGAACUCGGAAGUUGAGGUCCAAGUCCCGGUCCAGCUUUCUGGGGUGUGCCCACUUCUUGCACCCUCCACUCAGGACAGCCACACAGACCUGGCAAACUCACCCCAGCCCCAGAUGCCGUCUGACUCUCCGGGCAGCGAGGCCAGUGCUGCUUCUCCCACCACGGGCAUCCAGCCACCUUCUUCCCCCAGCAAGAAGUCCUGUAGCCCCGGUGCCCGCUGCCCAGCCAGCAGGGAGCCCGUGGAGCCAGGGGCCCUGCCCUCUGACUGUCUCGUGGGCCCUCCUUGCCCGAUGGGAAGCUCCUCCAAAUGGGGGCGCCAGCACCAGUGUGGGGAGUGUGGCAGGACCUUCCUGCAGCUGUGCCACCUGAAGAAGCACGCUUUCGUGCACACGGGGCACAAGCCCUUCCUGUGCACCGAGUGCGGCAAGAGCUACAGCUCCGAGGAGAGCUUCAAGGCCCACACGCUGGGUCACCGUGGUGUGCGGCCUUUCCCGUGCCCACAGUGCGACAAGGCCUACGGCACCCGGCGGGAUCUCACAGAGCACCAGGUGGUGCAUUCGGGGGCCCGACCCUUCGCGUAUGACCAGUGUGACAAGGCCUUUGCCCGGCGGCCCUCCCUGCGGCUGCACCGCAAGACCCACCAGAUGCCAGUCACCCCCGCCCCCUUGCCCUGCCCCUGCCCGGUGUGUGGCCGGCCGCUGGCCAACCCGGGCUCGCUGCGCAACAUGCGGCUGCACACGGGCGAGAAGCCUUUCCUGUGCCCGCAAUGCGGCCGGGCUUUCCUCCAGCAGGGCAGCCUGCGCGGCCACCUGCGGCUGCACACGGGCGAGCGGCCCUACCGCUGCCCGCACUGCACCGACGCCUUCCCUCAGCGGCCCGAGCUGCGGCGCCACCUCAUCUCGCACACAGGGGAGGCCCACUUGUGCCCCGUGUGCGGGAAGGCCCUCCGGGACCCCCACACCCUGCAAGCCCAUGAGCGCCCGCACUCGGGGGAGAGGCCUUUCCCAUGCCCCCAGUGUGACCGCGCCUCUACCCUGGCCACCAAGCUCAGGUGCCACCUCAAGUCACACCUGGGAGACAAGGCUUGCUGCACCACCUGUGGAAUGGGCUACACCCUGCCCCAAAACCUCAAGUGGCACCAGCUCAGUCACCAGCCUAGGACGCCCAUGUCCACCGUCCAGGGGUGUCCAGCUGCAGCUGAGCCCGCCGUGGUGCUGCUGCAGACUGAACCCAGCCUGUUGGAAUCCGGGGGCCAGCAGGGCAGCUCCCAGGACGUCAUUGAAGUCACCCUCACUGAGGACCACGGGAAGUGCUUUGUGGUGCCUGAGGCGCCAGGGCCACCCUCCAGCCUGGUGCUCAUCCACAAGGGCUUCAGCAGCUGGGCAGAGGUGGUGGAGCCCAUCGGGGUCGAGUUGGGAGAGCUGCUGAUAGUGGACCUGAACAGAUCGUUUAGUUGCCUCAUCAGCCUGGUUCUUAACGAAAUUUGUGAGUCGGUGGAAUGCCCAUGGGCCAAGGGAAAUUAG